AUGGGUGAUUACAACAACAACAACAACAACACUAUUAUUAAUAGUGUAAUCAAAGGAGUAGCACGAACUUCAAUAUAUGUAGCUGCUACAAGAGCUAUAUCAACAAACAAGUUUAUUCGUCAAUCACGCGUUGAUGAUGAUGAUGAUGAUGCUGAUCAUCACAAACAACAACAACAACAACAAGUAUUGUCAAACUACUUUGUUGAUCAUUUCUAUGUAGAUGAUUUAGAUGAUUCAUUCCUCGACAAGAAUGUAACAGUGUAUGAUCCAUACGCAUACUUUUUCUCAACUCAUCCACAAUCGGUUGAAUUGUUGAUCAAUAAUCUGUUAACAGUUGCAACUGCUGAAGAAGAAGAAGAAGACAACAACAAAAGCCUAAACGAGUCAAUAAGAGAAACAGUAACAAACUAUAACCCUCUACAUUCAUGGAGACAUUUGAUGAGUACCAAUGCAAUGCUACGUGGUGCAAAGAGAACUAAACUAAUUGAUCAAUUGGUGUUGGAUAAUGUAGUCAAUAAUAAUCAAAAUAAUCAAAAUAAUCAAAAUAAUAAUAAUGAAAAGAUUAAACAAGUUGUGGUAUUGGCCAGUGGAUUAGAUACGAGACAUUUAAGAUUACCAUUUGAUAGUGAUACAAAGGUAUUUGAAAUAGAUUUGGAACAAGUCAUUGCUUACAAACGACUUAUACUCGAUCAGGUAACAUCUCACUAUAUUACAAAACCUAUUAGUCAAUCGACCAACACCUUGUUGGCAGCUGAUCUAUUAGAUUCUAAACAUUGGACAUCACUCCUAGAGUCCAAUGGAUUCAAUCGAUCCAUUCCAACCUUUUGGCUAGCCGAAGGACUAGUCAUGUAUUUUACAGAACAACAAGUUCAUCAACUACUCUCAACCAUUUCUGAUUUAUCAUCCCCUCAUUCACAAUUAUUAUUACAUACACUUCAUCCAAAAGUUGAAGAAAGAUUAGAUAAUACAGAUAUAAAUAAUCAUAAUCAAGAUAAUAAUCAAAAUAAUAAUAAUAAUAAUAUAAUCAACAAGAAUGAAUUUAAAUAUAGUACAACAGAUCCUGAAAGUUUAAUUAUGAAAUAUGCUAAAUCAUUUCAACCAAUCAAAACCUACAACUAUCAAGAUAUCGAUCAAAUGUUUAUUGGCCAAGUAUCUCAAGACACACCUCUUGAAACUAGUCAAUUUACUCUUUCAAUAAAAAAGUAA
This is a messenger RNA of Cavenderia fasciculata, 1206 nucleotides long. RefSeq lists its product as uncharacterized. Lineage: Eukaryota; Evosea; Eumycetozoa; Acytosteliales; Cavenderiaceae. The record is from RefSeq and is a predicted model, not a curated record. Gene Ontology annotation, molecular function: methyltransferase activity. The coding region runs from base 1 to 1206 and encodes 401 amino acids. The transcript has a single exon. Gene Ontology annotation, biological process: methylation.